CUCUAAAUAAACUUCUCAUUACAUUCCUAUAAUAUACUUUUUUAAUAUAUUAAAUCUCAAAAUGAAUUCUUUCAGAAGAAUACUUUCGAUGUGCCAAUGCCGAGGAGACUGCCGCAGCAAUGGACCCAUUCCCGCCUUGCAGGGGCUCAACUUCGUGCACGUGUGAACCCGUCAUCAAUGUCCCUCCACCACAAAUGCCUCGUUGCGAUUGUAUGAAUCUAACAAAUUGGUUGUCAAAUACGGCCUCUGGACUGGCCAACGUAGAAGGAAAUAUUGCAGAGUUGACUACUGAUAUUGGUGAUCUUAAAGCAUCUGUUGAUGGGCUAAAGGCAGAUAGUCACAAGCCUGGUGCAGGCAGUCAUGGAGCACACGUCGAAUCUGACUAUGUGAACUACUACGACGAGAUUGCACAGGCAACUUGUACAGCCAUGAAUACAGCAGGUGGGUGGACCUUUGCCGUACG
Owenia fusiformis is the source of this 463-nucleotide messenger RNA. The record is from the annotation of a GenBank genome assembly. NCBI's taxonomy places the organism in Eukaryota, Metazoa, Annelida, Polychaeta, Sabellida, Oweniidae.